GGUGCGUCCUUCCUUCCGUUUUUCUCCGGAUCUGAGAUUAUUACACAGCUCUUGCAUAGGCUGAUCUUCUCAGGGGGGCUGAGGCAGCUAUGAAUGUGGAUACCUUGGGCCUGCUCAACAUAUCUCAGGGUCCCAACAAAGCACUCUGGGGCACUCGCAGGGGUCCAACUAUGCGCCGACAGAGGGAGUUUAUGCCGGAAGAGAAGAAGGACACAAUUUACUGGGAGAAACGGAGAAAGAACAAUGAGGCGGCCAAGCGGUCCCGGGAAAAGCGACGUCUCAAUGACAUGGCCAUUGAAGGCAGGCUGACCAUGCUGCUGGAGGAGAAUGCUAUACUAAGGGCUGAAUUGCAAGCACUCAAACUUCGGUUUGGCCUUUUGCCUUCUGUGUGUGGUGCCCGGACGUUGCCGUUGCAGGCCUUGCUAUGGAAUUCUUCUUGGACUGGGGACUCUCAUUCAGGGGCUGACACAUUCUUAUCUUUGCCUGGUGCCCACGGCUGCCUAUUCAAACCAUAUGCCGUGGAUUCUGGGAUUCCUGGUUUCUCAGGAUGCCUGGUGGCUCAAGGAUGGGCUGGCUUAGCUGCUUCCCCCAGGUUCUUGCAGGAGUCAGAGCCCCUGAACCCCAGGAUAGUUGACAGAACCUUUCAUGCCACCUUCCCAGCUGCUAUCUUUGGUUGUCACUUCUUAGAUGGGCAUGUGGGUUCCAGAACAGAGUUCAAGUCUUGCUGUGGGCUGUGGUCGCCUGUGCCCACUGGAUCCCAUGCCCCAGGGUCUUCAGAUAUAUCAUUGACAUCCUAUGAGAGUUCCAUUGGGUUUUUGCCUAGUAUGACCUGCUCUGUCCCAGGUGACAGGUCUGAGGGUCUGGCUCAGACUUCCCUGCCUCACAAACUGCGCAUCAAAUCCCAAGCCUUAAGCAGCUUAUGUUGAGGUUGGCCAGGGAAGCCUCUGAGAGCUGCCUCUGGCCAGGCCAGACCUACAAGAGGGUUGUUAAAAUUGAGCAGGGGUUUCUAUAAAGGAUGAGUGGCUUGACUUUGAGUAGUUACUAGGAGUGGACAGGGCCUGCAGGAAGUUGCCCUUGCUGGGAGGGUCCACCUCCUAGAGCCAAGAUCAGGGCUCUAGGUGAGGGGAUGAGAUCCCAAAUUGAAUUAUGUCAUAAUUUUUACUUUGCUCUAAAAUCUUAACUCUGUGUCAUUUCAUCUCUUCACUCAUCCAUCAGUCCAUCCAGUGAUUGUUGACAUCCACCUAGCCAUCCAUUUAUCCUUCACAUUUACACCAGUCAACUCAUCUUCCCAACCAUUGGUCCAUCUGUUUACUCAUCUUUUAUUUCUAUCUAUUUCCAUUCCUCCACCUAUGUCUUUCUAUCCACCAUUCCACAUGUCUGCUCUUCUUCUCACUCAUUUACUCAUUUAUUUAUUGAUAUUUGAUCCAUCCAUGCAUCAAUUCAUCCAUGCAUCCAUCCAUCCAUCCAUCCAUCCAUCCAUCCUCUCAUCCUUUACCUUUUCAUCCAUCUUAAUACUCUAUCUUCCCUCUCAUCUGCCUGCCUACCUGACCUCUAUCUAUCUAUCUAUCUAUCUAUCUAUCUAUCUAUCUAUCUACCUACCUACCUACCUGUGCUGGCUAGUUUUUAUGUCAACUUGAAAUAAGCCAGAGUCAUUUUAGAAGAGGGAAGCUCAACUGAGAAAUCCUCUCCAGCAGAUUGUGGGCAAACCUGUGGCAUUUUCUUAAUGAUUGAGGUGGGAGAGCCCAGCACACUGUGGGCUACGCUACCCUGGAUAGGUGGUCUUGCAUGUUGUAAGAAAGCAGGCUGAUUAAACCACGAGGAGUAAGAAAGCCAGCUAGCAGCACUCCUUCAUGGCCUCUGCAUCAGCUCCUGCUUCCAGAUUCCUGCCUUGUCUGAGUUCCUUCCCUGACUUCCCUUAGCAAUGGAGCAUGACCUGAGAGAUGUAAGCUGAAACCAACCCUUUUUUCCUCAACUUGUUUAUGGCUAUGGUGUUUUAUCACAGCAAAAGAAUUCCUAAUCAUCUAUCUAUCUAUCUAUCUAUCUAUC
Molecule: messenger RNA, 2046 nt
Organism: Cricetulus griseus (Chinese hamster)
Lineage: Eukaryota; Metazoa; Chordata; Mammalia; Rodentia; Cricetidae
Source: RefSeq, a predicted model, not a curated record